Vicugna pacos (alpaca) is the source of this 844-nucleotide messenger RNA. It is a transcript of the gene C9H1orf146, whose product is annotated as chromosome 9 C1orf146 homolog. Gene Ontology annotation, cellular component: chromosome. The record is from RefSeq and is a predicted model, not a curated record. Gene Ontology annotation, biological process: reciprocal meiotic recombination; synaptonemal complex assembly. Lineage: Eukaryota; Metazoa; Chordata; Mammalia; Artiodactyla; Camelidae.
GGGCCGCGGGCUCUGCGCCUGCGCGGGAGGCGGGCGCGCGAGACGCCGGGCCGCUCCCCGCGGGAAGCGCUUCCGGCUGCUCGCGGAAGGUUCUGGAAGUUCGGGAGCGGCGGCGCCGCGCCGACGACCUGCCGGUCAGAUUGUUGGCACCAUUAGAGACUAGGUUGAUCCAGAGAGAUGGCUGAAAGCGAUGGAAAAGAAAAAGUAAAGUGGACAACCACCAUUAUUAUUAGCUCAUCUCUUAAGAAUUGUGAAGUUGCGACUGCCCUAGAAAAUCGAAGCCACAAGGUUCGGUACUCAAAUUCAGUGAAAAAUGGAUCAAUUAUAUUUUCUCUUUCUGGAGUUGCAUUUUUAUUGAUGGAUGCUAAAGAAUGCUUUAUGUCUACUGAAGAGGUAUUCCUAGCCGAAAUUGAGAAUUUUAUUAACCUCCACCAGAAUAGUUUUCUGGUUCUGUCUGCUGCCCUCCACGGGCCCCAGGAAUGGAAGCUAAUGUUCAGGAUUCAGCAGAGAUUCCUGGGUAGUAACUUACGGAUACUUCCAGUACACAACACAAUAAAUGCUAUUAAUCUUAUGUGCACUAUAGCUAAGGUCACCUCCAAAGCAUACAUAGACAGCAUCUGCUACAGAAUGAUAACAACCAAAGCUCACAUCAUUGAGAAGAGUCCUGUUUGGAAAACACUUCAGAAGAUAAAGCUAGGUAGUGAUUCAUUUAAUCCAAAUUAGAUUAUAUAUGUGUUCUUCUGGAAGAAUAUUAAAAUAAUUAGACUGGCUAAAUUAUAAUGUUCAAAUGUAUAUUUAAAGAUUUUAAUAUUUUUAAAAUAAAAUGGCAUGCAAUUAAAACUGA